AUGUGUAGUUUUUCCAACCUUGAUUUUGUGGCCACAUCCUUUUGUGUCAGUAAGCGACUGCUAAAACCUGACCAGACCAAGAAGAAACUGCGCAAGUUCUUGGACGCUAUGAUCCAGAAGUCAGGCAAGAUCAGAUGCCUAGUCAGGGAAAUCAACGAUUCCUACUCGAAGAGUGAUCUGCUGCAGAAGUCCAGACGUCAGUUGGAGGAGGAACUCCAGAAAUUGGAUUCCCAGUAUGAUGCCUGCAACACUGUGAUGCUCAGAGGGGAGGUCAACGGAUUUCAGCCGGAGUGGGGGUUCUCAGUCCCAUGCAGGUGUUCAGCGGCCUGUUCAGCUGAAGCGAAGACUCGGUACUUACCUCAGUGCAUCAGGCAGCCAGCAAGCAUGUUUCUCAUUUCAAUUGACCCGACCAUGAGGAAUGCAAAGAAGUACGAGAAGAAGGAUGCGGAUCUUUCCCCGGGAGAGAAUCGCAAGCCCACUGUGAAGCAGGAGAAGAAUGAGAAGAACAAGAAGGAGAAGAAGGAGAAGGAGAAGAAGGAGAAGGGCAGGUCUAAGCACGGAAAGGGUAAGAGUGAGAAACCUUUGGCUGCGGCAUUCGGGCAACCCACACCAUGCACUGGCCCAGGUAAACCUGGAUCGAGGAAUGUGCGAUUGGGGGGAGACACUGUGAGCACCGACCAGCCGGAUGCAGCGCGUGGAGUUGUGAGUGAUAUCGGGGAGACAGCUGCGGAAGCCAGCAGUGGUCUCAUAGAGUUGAGCCGGUGUACUUUAAGCAACAGUGAAAGGGAUGUUGAGCAAGUGUCCAGGAAGUACAAUCUUCAGCUCCCUGUUCCCAUCAGAGAAAUUCAGAAAUCUCCUGGUGUCCGCUACUCCGGGAACUUUCACGUGAUCGCUUUGGAAAGCUGGCUUCAAUUCAUCAUCGAUCACAACGUCUGGCAUAUGUUACUAGGCCUGCACAAUGCAGACCCGAAACGGGAAAGGGCCUUGCUUCGCGAGUUUUGGCGCUUGUAUCGGCUUGCUGAGCCUGACCAUCAAGUGUGGGCUGAAAUUGAGAAGCAUGGUAUCAAAGUUGAACAUCUUUUGCCCGUCGUGAUGCACGGCGACGAGGGGCGCGGCCGGAAACGCGGCCCUUUCCUGGUGACCUCAUAUCAUUCAAUGAUAGGAUUCGGGACUGUUUUAGCAAAUGCCAACAGAAAAACAAAAUCCUACCUGCAGCUUCGAUUGAAUUACGUGGGCUCCACCCACUCCAGCAGAAUGAUCACUGGGUGUCUACCCAAGAUGCACAAAGACGAGCAGGCGCUUGAUGACCUUUUAACUUUCAUGACAGGCGAUUGUCUCAGAUCAUUUCAGCAGGGCGUCACUGGCAAGCAUGGUGAACGGUACCAUGCUGCUUGUCUGAAUGCAGUUGGAGAUUGGGCAUGGCUCCAAAAGUGCGGCCACUUGGAACGAUCCUAUUUGAACAUUCCGAAGAAAGCAUUGGUACAAACGAGCAAGCCCAAAGGGAUCUGCCACCUGUGCCACGCAGGGCGUUUGGAGCACGACUUCGAGGAUCUGAGCUUGAACCCUUCAUGGCUUCAGACGAUGUACUGCGAUGAGCCGUGGACAGUGAGACCCGUGCUUCUUCACCUCGCCCACUGCCCAUCACGGCCGGCAGAUUUCUUCAGCUACGACUUGUGGCAUGCGUUCCAUCUUGGUAUGGCAAAAAGUUUUGCCGCUUCGACAUUGGCACGUAUCACAGAUCGCUUCCCAGAAAGUACAGUCGACUCACGAUUUGAGCGUUUGACAUCGCUGUUCCUCACCUUCGCUGAUGAGCACCGUGAACCUACAUACAUCACAGCGCUGACGAAGGAAAGUUGCGGAUGGUAUGAUAGGAAAACCUAUCCCAACGGGCAGUGGAGCAAAGGCCACGUCAGUAGAGUCUUGUUGCGUUUUCUUCAAAGUUACUUUGCGAGGUUUGACGUAUCAGAUGACAUCAUCCUGUCCAAGGCCAAGGCCGCAACGUCUGCAAUCAACACUUGCCUUCACGACAUGUAUUCUUCGGAUUUAUGGUUGGAGCCUUCCUUGAGCCAUCAGAUUGGUGGAAAAGGAAUGGAAUUUCUCCAGUUAUAUCAGCAACUUGCGAAAGUGUCCCAUGAUCAGGGGGAAGCGCUUUACCCUUAUAUGCCGAAGGCUCACAUCGUCCACCACGUGAUGUUGCGCUGUGCGACAUCACGUGGUGCGAUCUUGAACCCCUUAACGUUUGGGGUUCAGGUGGACGAGGAUUUCAUAGGGAAGAAGGCUCGGCUUGCUCGCAGAGUUGGACCGGGACAGGUGAUUUUGCGCGUGUUACAGCGGUCUUUGGCGGUAUCGUAUGCAUACUGGCAUGAGAUGGGCUUCAUCAAGUGAAAAAAAAGGCAUGCGCUCAAGGGGGGUGCAGUUAAAUGAUGUUGAAUGGUUUUGAGGAAUCCAAGUGGAUGGAGACUAUUCUUGUGAAAGGUCGUUUUUUCAAGAACCUAGGUUUUCUGCAGAAGUCUCGGCUUUCUGUACUGACCCUAACUUUUCUGCGGUUUCAGUUUCUCUUGGUA
Messenger RNA from Durusdinium trenchii, 2564 nucleotides. Lineage: Eukaryota; Dinophyceae; Suessiales; Symbiodiniaceae. The record is from the annotation of a GenBank genome assembly.